This is a messenger RNA of Penicillium macrosclerotiorum, 666 nucleotides long. RefSeq lists its product as uncharacterized. The coding region runs from base 1 to 666 and encodes 221 amino acids. The transcript has a single exon. Lineage: Eukaryota; Fungi; Ascomycota; Eurotiomycetes; Eurotiales; Aspergillaceae. The record is from RefSeq and is a predicted model, not a curated record.
AUGUCAUUCCUCGCUGGACUCUGCGGGUGUUUCACUCGCGAAGAUGCAACCCCGCGCCCUUCGUCCCGUCCAGAAAUGCAGUCGACCAAUUCCCAGAGUCGCAACUGCAGCGGUGUUCAAACUGGACGCUUCACCCUCUCCCCUGAGGGCGAGUUCAUCCGCUCCGCAGGGCCCGACGCAUCAUCUGGGCACGGGUCUCCUCUCGGCGACUCGGAUGAUGGGGGCUAUGCCAGCGUGGUCCCACUUCCUCAAUACACACCGCGGCCCGUGAGCAUUCACGAGAAGACACUUGAAGCGCAUCUGCGAGAUCCGCCGAUGUCGUCAGACGCGAAUAUCAUUUCUUACCACGAUGAGAAGAACCGUAACGUCUAUGAUGACGAGGUUUCUUCCGAUAGCUCAUCCACCAUCUCAUACCCUAGCAGCUAUGGCAAUACCUCGACUGCAACUAGAGAGACCCCUCCGCCACCGUACUCGCCCCGGCAUUCUGCAGUGCUAUCUCGGUCGCGCUCAAUCUCAAUCUCGUCCGCUAUGGCUGUCGCUCUUAACCCGCCGCCCAUGGCUCGGCUACAUGGUGGCCGCCCUGGCCCUCAUCCAUCUGCGCCCCCAUCCGAGGCGGAUGACCGCUCAAUUCACCGCCACCGAAGAGUUUCUUGGGAAAGCCGCUGA